Messenger RNA from Sceloporus undulatus (fence lizard), 953 nucleotides. RefSeq names its product potassium channel subfamily K member 1-like. Lineage: Eukaryota; Metazoa; Chordata; Lepidosauria; Squamata; Phrynosomatidae. Gene Ontology annotation, biological process: stabilization of membrane potential; potassium ion transmembrane transport. The record is from RefSeq and is a predicted model, not a curated record. The transcript has a single exon. The coding region runs from base 19 to 462 and encodes 147 amino acids. Gene Ontology annotation, cellular component: membrane. Gene Ontology annotation, molecular function: potassium ion leak channel activity.
GAUGCUGCUGCGCAGAGGAUGGCGCUGCCUCCAGGGCUGCGCUUCGGGCUCCUGCUGGCCUCUUAUGGGCUCUACCUCUUAGUCGGUGCUGCCGUUUUCUCUGGCUUGGAAGGACCCCCCGAAAGAGCCCUGUUGGGGUCCCUGCAGCGGGAUCGUCUCGCUUUGCUGGAGGACUUCCAAGCCUGUCUUUCGGAGGAGCGCCUGGCAAGGCUGGUGGAGCAGGUCUUGGAGGCUGGCAGCUAUGGCAUCUCUGGUUUGGGCAACCUCUCCGGCUCUGGCACCUGGGACUUCUCCUCGGCUGUCUUCUUCACUGCCAGCGUCCUCACAACAACAGGUAAGGGCAGGUGGGCAUCUCACCUGGAGGAUGCUGUGCCAGGGCAGGUGAGCACCUUGUGCCAACUUCCAUUUCUGGCUGCAUGCACCAACACUAGGUUUUCUUUUUGGUCUUGGAUUGCAACUUAGGAGACCAGGGUUCACUUCCUAGCUUUGCCAUGGUGCCCACUGGGUGCCCUUGGGCAUGGCACACUCUCUCAGCCUCUUCAGGGCAAGACAAGGGCAAACCUCCUCUGAACCAAUCUGGCCAAGGAAAGCCCAUUGUAAGGUCAGUAUACGCAACCAGAAGGGACAGGGGCACUGCGUUCUUGGGUCCCUUUUGGGCAGAAAGAUGGCAUGAAAAUGAAACAGAUGGCAUACAAUAAUAAAUUUAGCACCACUUGGAUGGUGGCGCCUCUAAUCCAGGAUCCUGGGAUUGGUAUAGCCAGCUUGGCAUCAUGAUUUGUGCGUUGGACUAGGACUCUAGGGACCAGGGUUCAAGUUCUACCCCAGCCACGAAACCCAUUGGGUGACUUUGGUCAAGUCACACUCUCUCAGCCUCAUAAGAAGGCAAUGGCAAACCUCCUCUGAACCAAUCUGGCCAAAGAAACCCCAAGAUAGGGUCAAUAUGAAUGACUCGA